AUGGGCUACGCUGGCUUUGAGGUAAAUACUUCAGGAAGUAUAGCACACGGGGUUUGGUCACCCGAUGAGAUUACUCAGUCUUCCACAUGGAGGGAACUUAUUGCUGUUUAUAGAGUGUUAAAAUCUAUACCACAAGUACUUCGUUUUCAAAAGGUUAAAUGGUUUACUGAUAACCAGUCUGUUAGUAAAAUUGUAAAGAAAGGUUCCAUGGUUCACGAUUUGCAGAGUAUAGCUAUAGACAUUUAUAGGUUUUGUUUGAAUAACUCAAUUUUAAUUGACAUUGAAUGGAUACCUAGAUCUGAAAAUGAAAAAGCAGAUUAUCUUUCAAAAAUUUGUGAUUUUGACGACUGGGGUAUUUCAGAUGAAAUAUUAAACGCGGUGCAGAGAAAGUGGGGUAAUUUAGAGGUAGACUGGUUUGCUUCGGAUAAUAAUGCAAAAUUGCCAGUAUUUUAUUCCAGAUUUUGGAAUGUUAAUUCUAGUGGCGUAGAUGCAUUUACGGAAGACUGGUCAGGGAAGUUUGGGCUUUUUGUUCCACCUAUAUCCAUAGUAUCGGAGGUUCUUAAGAAAAUGUACACAGAUAAUGUUCAAGGUGUUCUUAUUAUUCCUCAUUGGUGUCAUAAAAAAGAUAUAGACGAGCUUCCGGUUAAGCUGGUGGAUAAGGUGACCCUAUUGCCACAGAUACUUCAACAUUCUAGAGCCUUUAGCACGUGCAAAAAUUAUAAUAGUGCGUUUAAUAGAUGGAUUAAGUGGGCCAUGUUAAAUGAUCUGGGUAGUGGGGACAUUUUGCCCGCCAGUGAGUUGCCGUUAGCCAUAUAUUUGACUUCUUUAAUACAAAGUUCUUUCACUCCGAAGCCUGUAGAGACAGCAUUUUAUGCAAUAAAAUGGAUUCACGAGAUUAAUGGUUUAGAUCCACCUACUGACUCUAGUAUGGUAAAAAAUGUUUUACAAUCAGCAAAGCGUAUUUUGUCAAAACCGGUGCUUAAAAAAGAACCGAUUACCGUAGAAUUACUUUCUUCUAUUUUUGAUAAUUUGUAUGUUGAUAAAAAUCUUAAGUCACAGAGAACUAUUUGUGCUUUUCUACUUUCAUUUUCUGGAUUUUUAAGAAGUUCUGAAUUGUUAUAUAAAAGAUGUGAUCUAGAUUUUUCAAGUACACAUAUGAAAAUUUUUAUUGAGUCGAGUAAAACAGAUCAGUAUAGAGAUGGAUCUUGGGUUAUAAUAGCAAGAACAGGCACGAAAUUAUGUCCAGUCACUAAUAUUGAAAAGUAUCUUGAAUGGGCUCAAUUUUCUAUGGACUCUUCAUGUUUCAUUUUUUGUAAUCUGAGCGCUACUAAAAAUGGUUAUAAGUGUAGGAAUGUUAACAGAGCAAUGUCAUAUAGUACUUUGCGAGAUUUAUUUAGGAAUGCUUUAACUCCAUUUGUAACAGAUAUAAACAAAUAUUGUUUACAUUCGUUAAGGUCAGGUGGCGCAACCGCUGCCGCUAAUAAAGGAGUCAAGGAUAGAAUGUUCAAACGACAUGGUCGUUGGUUAAGUGAAAAAGCUAAGGAUGGCUAUGUAAAAGAUAGUUUGGAUGAACGAUUAUUCGUUUCUCGGUGUUUAGGUUUAUGA
Molecule: messenger RNA, 1605 nt
Organism: Ruditapes philippinarum (Manila clam)
Lineage: Eukaryota; Metazoa; Mollusca; Bivalvia; Venerida; Veneridae
Exons: 2
Coding region: 1-1605 (534 amino acids)
Biological process (GO): DNA recombination; DNA integration
Molecular function (GO): DNA binding
Source: RefSeq, a predicted model, not a curated record